Molecule: messenger RNA, 5723 nt
Organism: Osmia bicornis bicornis
Lineage: Eukaryota; Metazoa; Arthropoda; Insecta; Hymenoptera; Megachilidae
Exons: 14
Coding region: 921-5456 (1511 amino acids)
Biological process (GO): postsynaptic membrane assembly; synaptic vesicle endocytosis; presynaptic membrane assembly
Cellular component (GO): synapse; postsynaptic membrane; cell surface
Molecular function (GO): signaling receptor activity; neurexin family protein binding
Source: RefSeq, a predicted model, not a curated record
AACCAACACCGUGAUCGUGAAAUUCGUGCUCCAACAUUUCCGCGUGCUAAUCUCUACGAACUGAAACGUUGGAUUACCGAAACUCCAUUUCGCCUAGUGCUCGAAAUUGCUCAAGUUCUUCUGUUUCUCAUCUUUCGCGCUUAGGUAAAACGCGAACGUAAUUACUGUCAAAGUCGAAGAUAGAGCGCGUCCACGGUACCCUCUUGUUUCUCUUCGUCUUUCUUGGUCCAGCACGUGCGUUCACCCUUGUUCCGCCCAAGAAUAUCUCCGGUGGAAGACACCGGUGCGGAGUGUUCUUUUGCCUUGUAAUCGGCAUCGAGCUGGCGGACGUAGCGCGAAAGCGAAACCGCCGUUGCUUCGAAACGGUUGUCAACUAUAUUUAAAGCGAGCCCGCGGUAUAGGGAACCGAGUCGCCCGAAACGUUGAAACUGAAGACCGCGAUCUCUACGUUUUAUUUCACCGUUACCGAUUUAGAGCGAGUGUGUCGAACGAGUGCAGUGUCACGGAGCUGGCUGCCAGCUCUCCGCGAGGAUUUCGAGUGCAGUUAUUACACUGAAUAUGUGAGAGACCAUAAAAAUGUAAUAACGCGAAGGCAGAGAGGGCGGGAAUGAAGAAAAGACAACAGUCGAAGAGGAAAAUGUGAGCCACGCGCGCACGUGGUGCCACACAGCUGACAUCGAACGAUUUUGGCACACCUCUAGAGAAAUCUGGUCCGCCUUUUCUCGACAACUCUCGGAACAGUUUCGCCCGUGAACGAUAACUAAGGAACGACGCGAAGCUUCCCCUCCUUGUAUCCGGUGCAAGAACGGAAGAAGCAGAAACGUAGAAAAAUUAUUUUUAUCUCGCACGACGACUGGUUGCGUGGUGUAUCGGUGAGAAAUUCAUUGCCACGCUUCCUGGGCGUCGAAACGUUCGAACAAAUGUCGAGGAUGCUGCGACUGGAACUGGUGGGUCUCGUGUUGCUGGCCUGCACCCAAAUCCUUACAGAACACCGCGACUUUUACGAGCCGAGACCGCAGUAUGGUUAUCAUUCGAGGUUUCUCGAUCCUCCGGAACGAGCCACCAGAGAAGUUCGGGUGAAACAGGGACGCCUGCGUGGCAUCGUCGUGCAACCGAGGACCAGCCACGAUUUGCAAUCGGUGGACCUUUUCUUGGGAGUGCCGUACGCGGAACCUCCAGUUGGCUCCCUAAGGUUCUCUCCUCCAAGAUCACCUGAACCAUGGCGCGGUGUGAGACAAUCACAGGAAUUCGCUCCCGUCUGCCCGCAAACGGUGCCAAACUUACGAGACGAGGUGAGACCAGUCAGGUACGAAUACCUGGAGAAGCUGUUACCGUACUUGAAGAACCAGAGCGAGGAUUGCCUCUACCUGAACAUCUACGCGCCUCACCAGCCCGAAGGUCAGAAAACUCUGCGAAAAUACCCCGUGAUGGUAUUUAUUCAUGGGGAGAGCUUUGAAUGGAACAGCGGCAACCCCUAUGACGGUACUAUAUUGGUAGCUUACGGUAACGUGGUCUUCGUCACUAUCAACUUCCGCUUGGGUAUCCUCGGUUUCUUAAGGCCAGGCACCAGAGACGACGCCGCCAGCAAUUUCGGACUUCUCGAUCAAAUAGCUGCACUUCUUUGGCUCCGAGAGAACAUCGCCGAGUUUGGGGGAGAUCCGAACAGUAUUACAUUGGUCGGACACGGCACCGGUGCCAUUUUUGCCAACCUGCUGCUUAUCAGCCCCGUGGCUAAUAAGAAAGGUCUCUUUAAGCGGGCUAUACUAAUGUCUGGAUCUGCGCUCAGCGCUGAUGCUAUUGGAAAGGCACCUCUACAAAUUACGAAACAGGUGGCUCACGCUCUAAACUGUCCCACCACGACCGACAGCGAUCUGGCGCUUUGUUUGCGUGCACAGGAUGUGAACACACUACUGAACGUGAAGAUCCACAAGCCGAACUAUGUGCCAGCGUUCGCGCCGUUGAUCGAUAACGCGGUCAUUCCGGACAAGCCUCUGAAUUUAAUGAAAAAUCCUCAGCUGUUUGGCAGAUUCGAUUUGAUGUACGGGGUCACGGAAUCGGAGAAGUUUCACGUUCUACCCCCGGUGGCUUUGUUGCACGGUAUGCUGGACGGACAGAGGGAUGAAGUUCUGAGGGAACACGCCAAGGCAACGCACGAGUUGGAAGCCGAAUUAAUUCUGUCAAAGAUUCUGGAACAAUACGGCGAUUUCUCGGCCGGCUUUACGAACGAGUACGCUUUGAAGAAUCGGGAUCUCGUCCUGGAGGCGAUCUCCGAUAGCGGCACCGUGGCACCAUUAAUAAUGACCGCGAAUUUACAUUCACGGGCGAACCCGAAGAGUUACAUGUACGUUUUCUCGCAUCCGAAGGCGAUGCAGGACUACUCCGGCCAACAACGCCAGCGCACGGUUCACGGCGAGGAGCUGCCCUAUGUGCUGGGGGUGCCUCUUGACGGGAGUAAAUACGACUUGCGUCGCAGAUACAACAUCGGCGAAACUCUCUUCUCCGAGGCUAUGAUGAACUGGUGGUGCAGUUUCGCUUACGUGGGGAACCCAAACAUCGCGAAACGGUACCCUUACCUGACGGACGGGUUGAAGGAAUGGAGUCAGUACGAGAUCGAAUGGCCCGAAUACGACCCGCACAAUCAGACCUAUUUAAAUCUUACCAUACCACCGAAAACAGGUUCGCACUACCGUUUGGAAGAGAUGCAAUUCUGGAACGAGCACCUGCCGAACAUGCUUCGUCAUCCGAGCAAAGACAUUCUGCUGCCGAUUCGACCGAAAGGGCCACGACCACAGAUUCUCGACAUUGCGGACGGAAUUGGAAAAUACGCGAACACAAGCGCCAACAGGAACUACGAAAUUCAUGGUAUCAGGUACCCAGGAAACGAUCGUCAUUCAACAAUGCCCACAGACACAGAGGAGCGAUCAACAAGCCCAGACCCAAGAAUCACGUCUCAAAUAGAGAAUGAAAACAUUCCUCAGCCCAGUAUACCAAAGAGUUCAUCGGUGAUCACUAUGCUGACCGGUUUCGGUGUGAUAUUUUUAUUGAUCAACUUCACCGCGUUCCUCUAUCUCUACUGCAAGAAGCAGGAUGCUAAGACGAAAGGAGCUGGCCUGAAGAGACGGGUCAGCCAGAAGGAGGAUCCGAAACGAGCGAAAUCGGACAAAUACGAGAACCACUAUGGCGAGUUGGGUUACAAGAGCGACAGCAAGCCGGACCUGAACGAUGUGAUAAAGAACGACAAAGCGUACGACAACAACUCGAACUUUGGCAGACGUUCUAAACUGUCCAGACAGAAUUCUGGCUCGACGAUAGACACUCACAUCAAGGUUAGGGAGUGGAUACAGCAGGAGAUCGUUCACAGGUGUUCGCCCAGGUUUUUGAGGAAGACUCGAGAAACCCUGCAGAAGGAGCAUCAGGACAAGUUGACGAAGCAACAAGAGGAGGAGAAGAAGAGGAUAGAGGAAGAAUUGUUGAAGGAGAGAAAGGAGGAGCCGAUUUACGACGAGAAUCCCGCACUGAUCGUGCGUCCUGGCAAAAAGUCAAAGUUGCCGAAGGUGUCUGUGGCCAUCGACGCCACACCCGCGACCAGAACCGAAUCGAUUCUAAAUCAAGUGCCUAUCGAGUUGGCAAAAGGUGUCGAAUCGUCCAACGAGACAUUUGACAAGAGUAUCGACUAUCCUUUGGUCGAUCAGCUGCAGAUCGCUCCUCAGGUGGUCGUUAUAGAGCACCAUCACUCGAGAAGCGACCCGUUGCCCAUGGAGAACGUGUUGAAGAGCGUGAAACCGAACUUCUCUACUCCCAGGAUAUACGAGUCCGAUUCCGGAAGCGCUAGCAGCCUGUACGCAAAGAUUAACCCAAAACUGAAGUCUCGAUUGCCUCGACCAGAGCUCGGAAUCAAUCCCGAAGAAUCUGUCGUUAAUCAAACCGAGGAUAUCUAUAUGAACAUGGGACCAAAACUGACCACGUUCGGCGUGAACAAUCCUCCUCCCGUUUGCGACAUAAACGUAACCUGCAGAGAACCCAUCGUUCAGAGGGAUUGCGUCAGUCCCGAGGAGGCUCUGAGGACUAUCAAACGCAGGAACUAUCCAAAGGUUCUUCCGGAUAUCGAGAAAAGACGGUCGCUACCAGCACCCAAUAGCUUGUUCGUACCCAAACAACAUGCCAAUUCGUUGAAGGACUACAGAAGCGGGCUGCAUUCGUCCCCAUCGUCCCAUCAACCACCCCAGCCACCCCCGAGGAUGUUCGGUCCAUCGAAGAGCUUGGACUUCGCGGAGGAGAACGAGAAUCAAUACGAAACUGAACCAAUUACCACUAACCUUCACGUCGGACCUCUGGUCAAGAAACAGGAUUAUUCCGGGAAGAACAACUCCGAUCCGAGUAUCAUCGAUUCUCUGGACGAAAGGAUCGAUAGAGGGGCUAGGGCGCAGGCCGGUGGCAGCGUGGACACGAUCUACUCGAACCCCAUGUGUCCUGUCCACGGGAUGGGUCAACCGAUUUCCCAGAGCGUGGACAAGAACUUGGGAAAGCCUGCUCCUCUACUCGAGUCCGGAAUCGGUAAUCCCAACUGGUACAAGUCGUCUCCGGGUGGAAACGAGACUUCUAUAUCGACAGCGUCGUCCGAGCCACGGAUCAUUGGUAGAGAAGUGGAUAGGCAGCUUCAGUUCGGUGGCUCUAACUGGGAUACCAGGGUCCCUGCGAUGGAACCAAGGAUCGUAAUCACGCCUAGAGUAGGCAAUCUCUUAGGACAAGCGAAUCAGAACUUGAGUCAGAACGUGGUGAACCUGGCGAAUGCACCUUCCAACGACAGAGUGGAUCAGGAAUCCAAGAUUAGUGCCUUACCUGACUUAACUACGAAUACAGGCAACAAGUCUAACACCAAUUCAAUGGAGCAAUUACAGUCGGACUUGCCACUCGCCUCUCUAGACGUCAGGGUACCUAACAUGAAUGCAGAAAGGAAAGAACCACGAAUAAUAAUCACGCCGAGGGACACCAAAGGACCAUCGUCGAAUCUGAAGCAACCCAAGAUCAUCAUCAAACCAACAUCCAGUCUGCAAAGGAGCAGAGAUCACAGGAACAUACCUAAAGUGUCGGCCAUUCCUCCGCCAGAAGUUCAGAGCUGUCAAAGCAUCGACAGAGACAAGUUGGCCGAGCAAAGAGAGAAGCCUCCGUUGAAAGAGAAGCCGAAGAUUACGAGGAUCCCCUCGUUCUCCAGGCGCAAAGAUGAGCUCUCGAGCGGAAUCGAGGGGCCAUCCGCAGCUACCUACCCGGAGAAGGCUGAAAUCGUGCAGAGGGUGGAAGCGGUGACCAGUAAAGUGGCGAAUGUAACUGGCGACGGAAAGUCGAGCAUUCCGACGUUGCUGAGAAAAGAGGCCGAGAAGUCUUCUAGCACUGACUCGUCCAACAACGGCAACUCCAACACCGGGACGAUCAAGAAGAAACCGGUGAACAAGAAUUGACCCAAACAACUUAACUUUGCUCCUUAAUUUGUCUGUACCUUGAAAUUCCAAGGACUAUUAGACAUGAUGCCAGCUGAUUGGGCUUUCAAUGAACAGUAUGUGCCUUCACAUCGUGUAAAUAUAAUUUUUGAUAAUUCUAUUUGUAGCAAUUAAGAUAGCUCAUUUCCAAUUUCAAUGGAAAUGCUAAUUUUGAUAUUUCAUUUUCACCGAGCCUCUGUAUAUUAAGGAAGCUAUUUGUAUACUUUUCAUUCAUCAAUUAUUAUAUUA